Anopheles funestus (African malaria mosquito) is the source of this 2004-nucleotide messenger RNA. Its product is annotated as alpha-tocopherol transfer protein-like. Gene Ontology annotation, cellular component: membrane. The transcript has 3 exons. The record is from RefSeq and is a predicted model, not a curated record. Lineage: Eukaryota; Metazoa; Arthropoda; Insecta; Diptera; Culicidae. Gene Ontology annotation, molecular function: phosphatidylinositol bisphosphate binding. The coding region runs from base 355 to 1338 and encodes 327 amino acids.
AACCCCUUCUCCCCAAAAAACGCACACCGAUCGUGACUGUUUACAGCGCUCUGUUUUUCCACUUUGCCGGCAAGAUUAAACUCUUCGAACGUUAAUUUCUGCUCUGACCACGGUACCGAUCGGUUGUGUGCGCACCAAACCCAGUUUCCAGCGUGUCGCCGUACGUUUCGGGUUGCGGUGAAACUAGUGACCCUCGAACAGUGUUGAAAGUUUGUCACAAGUGCUACGUAACGUUCGGCUGUGAUCUUUUGCGACUUGGUCGAGAGGCGUCGAGGCCACUGGAAGAGACCCUGCCGAAGGAUUACGGUGACAUCUCAGCAAACCCGGCUCAAACCGCCCCCUACAAGCACCACAAUGGACAUCGACAUGACGGUCCACAGCAACUGUGCCAGCCCUGCCACCUAUCAGCAAUACACCUGGUCGCUAACGGACAAACUGCGAAAGACGGCUAAAUCGGAGCUGCGCGAGGAUGAACAUCUGCGAGCGCAAGGUUUGGCGCAGAUGCGCGACUUCAUCGCCAAAAGUCCCCACAUCAAACGGUGCCGUACGGAUGCACUGUUUCUGCUGCGGUUUCUCCGCACGAAGAAGUACUCGAUACCGCAGGCCUGUGCCAUGUUGGAGAAGUACCUUACGGUACGUCAGACCAAUCCUGCCUGGUUCCAUCGGUUGGAUAUUGAAGAUCCCGAAAUUGAAGCAAUCAUCGAUGGUGGAUACAUUGUGCCGUUACCGGAGCGUGAUGAUCAUGGCCGACAGGUGGUACUGUCCGUUGCAGGGAAUCUUGAUCUAAGCCGCGUGUCUUCUGCCCUAUUGGCAAGGGUACACUUCCUCGUGCAGGAGGUACUGGCCGAUGAUGAGCAAUCACAGAUUUGUGGCUACGUACACUGUGUGGAUGAGCGGGAGUUGUCGAUGAAGCUGAUGGGCAUGUGGUCCCUGGUGGACAUUAAAAAGGUGGCGGAUUGCAUACAGAACGGUUUGCCGAGUCGUAUCAAUGGAUUUAAUCUGAUCGGUCUACCGUCCACGGCUGCCACGCUGCUCGAGUUUUGCGUUUCACUGUUGAGUGAUAAGCUACGUAAGCGAAUCAACCUUUUCCGCACCGUGGAAGACUUUGCCGGCAAGAUUAACCGUAAGAUUCUGCCGAAGGAGUACGGCGGUACCGUGCCGAUGGCUGAUAUGAUCGCACAGUUUAAGGAGCGCUGUCGUCAGAAGAAGGCCCAACUGUUGGCGAUGGAUGACAUGUGCAUCGAGCUGUCGAAGGUCCCGGGACACUGUGCGGAUUCGUGCCGUCGGGAUCUGGAUGCCGGUAUGAUUGGAAGUUUCCGCAAGCUGGAGGUCGAUUAAGGACGGGCUGUUUAAGAUUAGCUGUUAAGAAGAAUGUAUCAUAUUUCCAUACUACACCUAUGCUUGCUAGCGUUAAGAUGAAACAACCAACCGCAGAUAGAUGGAAUGAGUGGAUUCUAUUUGAUAUGGGAACAUUAUUGGUGGUAUACAUAUGUUAUAUCUAAUCGCGUAUUAAUGGAUUGUCUACAGAUUUAUAUUUUCUAUACCCGCAUCACUGCCGAGUCCUUCCACGAUUAAGGGCAGUGUAAGGGGAUGUUAUGUAACGGCACCAGAAACGUACUCAAAAGCAUGUAAAACUUCAUGCGCUCUGUUUUGUCAUUCUUCAACUUUAAACUGUGAUUUUGUUUUAUUAUUUCCAUGUUCGUUACGCGUAAACGGUCUAUUUCUACGUGUUCUGUCAUCAUCAAAAUUGUGUCCAGCCAUGUUUUACCAUACCAAUGUGGUCACUGCAACGAUUUAAAAACUCCCCAAUCCGGAACACACCAGAAAGAGACAAAACGCACAGAAGCAAGAUGGCGCUUGCGUAAUGCCGCAACAAUCCUAAUUGCUAUCAAAGCACGACAAAGCACGUAACCGGUGCAGCGGGACAGAAAGAUGUACGUUACCUUAAAUCAUAAUCGAAAUACGAAUAAAAUGGAUGGUGAAAACAGAAACUAACCCAAUACA